AUGGCUCAGCGACGUCGCCGGCCUGCUGGGCCGGUAGUCAGUGCUGUUGCCGGAAGGCCUCAGGCGUCGACUACGCUCUUCUACGACUGGGCAUCGUCGGAUGAGAGACGAGCGUUCCACUUCUUCCAACACGUCACGGCCCCCAGCCUCUCGGGAGGCCUUGACGACGCCUUUUGGCGGGUGCUGGUGCUGCAGAUAUGCCAGGCCGAGCCCGCCGUCAGGCACGCCGUCCUUGCCGUCAGCAGCCUGCACGAGGGCAUGGUGCAGGCCACCAUGAUGGCGCCGUACGCCAACACCGAGGACCGGAGCUCGUUCGCCCUGUAUCAGUACAACUGGGCCAUUGCGUGUUUGCUGGGCCAGAUGCGCACCGUCGAUGCCAGGCCACUGGUGCCCCUUCUGACGUGUGUGCUCUUUGUGUGCAUCGAGCUCAUGCAGAGCAAGGACAGGGAGUCACUUCUGCACCUUGAACAAGGCCGCCAAAUCCUGAACCAGCUGGGCCGCAAGGAACCUCCGCGGAGUGCCGAAAUCGAUCUCAUCAAGCAGCACCUGGUACCAAUGUACACGCGGCUGAGCUUGACGUCGCUGAUGUUCGGCGGCGAGCCCGUGGAGAUACCGACGCCGCUCAAGACGCUGACCGAGGUGCCCAUGGUGUUCGAGACGAUCGAUGAGGUCCGCUACGCCCUGUACGACUUCAUGGAUGAAUGCCUCCGGUUCGCGAAGAAGACGCAUUCGGCCAAGCUUGGCAGCAUCCCUGCCGAGGAAAUGCGGGCGUUUGAGAAGGAGCAAGCAUACCUGCUGAGGAAGCUCGCCAAGUUCAACGUCGCCUUCUCCCUGUAUCGCUCAACAAGCUCCCGCGACGCUCCGCCAGGGUCCAUCGCCUUGAUCCAAAUCCACGCACACACGACCUUCAUCUGGGUCUCCACGGCGCUCAGUCAGCGUGAGACGGUCUUCGACGACUACGUCGACACCUUCUCGGCCAUUAUCCCCCUCGCGACUGAUUUCAUCAACUCCCUCGGCACCCCUCAGACGACCUCGGAACAGAGUAGGCCUACGGCCAACACGCGCCGCUUUACCGCCGCUUUUACUUUUGAGAUACACAUCAUCGCGCCGCUGUACUUUGUGGCGGCUAAGUGCAGGCACCCGAUAAUCCGACGUGCCGCGCUAGAUCUCCUCCGCCGCAGCCCAGCGCGACGUGAAAACCUGUGGCGGGCCAACGUCAUGGCGACUAUUGCGGAACGAACGAUGCGGCUGGAAGAGAAGCACUUGCGCGACGCGAACAGCCAGCCCCAGUCGCGACAUCCCUCGCCGCCCGAGAUCCCCAUGCUAUUCUCGGGCUCUUUGGGGCACGAAGACGACCCCUGGCUUAUUGGGCCGCCGGAGGCGACGUUCCCGGACGUCUUUGGCGGAGUUCACCUUGGCUCAUUAGAAGGAGCCGCCAGCAACAAGCUGCGGCUAGGCAGCCUCGAGGCUUGUGAGGCGCCAGUGACAUCCUCGUGUUCAAAUUCAUCAACGACGGGCAGCGCGGAUGUGGCAAGCCUAGGCGAUCUCGCCGGGCAUCUCCCGAUCGAUCCGACGUUGUUCUUCGAUCCCACCGAGGGGUCGACGGCGCACUCAUUCAGCGCCGCACCAUCCAUUGCUUCCUCGAUCGACGACCUCGGCGUGCCGGCGGCGAUAUCCACACCAUACCUCGGCGCCUCCGUCGAUGCGCCGUCACCGACCGACCUCUGGAGCGGCGCUCACUCGCACCAGCCAGCACCACCAGGCAUCGCCCUCGAACCGCCCACGCCGCUGGACGCCUCGAACAACCCCUUCAUCAUGCCGCCGCAUCCGCAUCCGCGUCAUUCCCACUCACAACCGCAAUCUCGCUCUCACUCGCGACAGCCGUCGCGUUCGGGAGGGCCGUCGUCUGUGGGCUCAGACGGAUCUUCCCCGCCCCUGCACCCGAUGGGCAGCCUGCACGAAUUGGGGCAGAGCCCGACGCUCCAUGCUACCGGCAUGCCCGGCUUCCAACAAGCGCAAUACCACCCCACGCUGGGCGUUAGCGCGGGCCAGCUGAGCCCGACGACGGGGAAGCGCAGCGCGGACGCGCCCUUUGACGUGCCCGAGCGGUUCCGGGGACGUCAGCUUUCCGCGGGACAAGCCCGUCGUGGUUGUCUUCCUGCGGCACUGCGGGUGUCCUUGAUCGUCCAAGUUGGAGGCGAGUGGGAAGUUCAGGUGAUAAUCGACGAAGCACGCGACCUGUACCACGCCUGGGGCCUGGGCAUCGGCUCGACGUGGUACACGAUGAACCCGAAGGCGCUGUGGAGCGCCUGGAAGCUGGGCACGGAAGAAGGGAUCUGGAACCGCGCGGCAGACAGCGGCAGCCGGUGGCAGGUGGGCGGAGCGUUUGCCGUGGACGCUGGCGGAUUCGUCAGGUGGGUGAGGCCCUCGGCCAGCGCGGACGACGUGCCGGAUUUUCAGGAGGCGCUGAAGGCGUUGGCGGGCCACUGGGGGAUGGCUUAGCAUGGUACCGAGUGCUGCAGCCAGUUUGAAUAUUUCCACUUUUCCCCCUUUCUCUUUCUUCACCCAGGCUUGGUUGCAGGCUGGAACAGGCGCACUGGAAGAGGGUUGCAUGAUCAGGUGCUCGGCGUGUCUCAUUCCCUCGUCGUUUUAUUUUGCGCGUCUGUCCGAGGACAGCAAGUUGAAAGAAGAAUAACCAGCAAAAAUUCUCCGCGAAUGCC
This is a messenger RNA of Thermothielavioides terrestris NRRL 8126, 2720 nucleotides long. RefSeq lists its product as uncharacterized. Lineage: Eukaryota; Fungi; Ascomycota; Sordariomycetes; Sordariales; Chaetomiaceae. The record is from RefSeq and is a predicted model, not a curated record. Bases 1 to 2502 code for a protein of 833 amino acids. The transcript has 4 exons.